This is a messenger RNA of Sinocyclocheilus grahami, 1756 nucleotides long. RefSeq names its product G/T mismatch-specific thymine DNA glycosylase-like. Gene Ontology annotation, cellular component: nucleus. Gene Ontology annotation, molecular function: pyrimidine-specific mismatch base pair DNA N-glycosylase activity; uracil DNA N-glycosylase activity. The record is from RefSeq and is a predicted model, not a curated record. The transcript is spliced from 11 exons. Lineage: Eukaryota; Metazoa; Chordata; Actinopteri; Cypriniformes; Cyprinidae. Gene Ontology annotation, biological process: base-excision repair, AP site formation. The coding region runs from base 344 to 1558 and encodes 404 amino acids.
UCGAGUCCAACAAUGUGAAGCCAGCCGUUAGAAAUUUAAUGUAUAAAAAUAUGGAUUUAAAUUCGGCACGAAUGGUUGCUCGUAUUAACGUUUUAUCGUGUUAAUUUUCAAAUCACCAUCUAUAAUAAUUAGAUAAAAAAUGAAAAGCUUUGAAUCCAAAAAACUAUGUAACUAUAUCGUUUUAUCAUGCGUUAAACUAAGAACUUUUAUUUUGAAUUUAGCCUUUAUCUUUGUUGACAUUUUUACUUACACCGGCUGCAUUCAUCGUGUGUAGCAUCAUUUAGCUUUUACUUUUCGGCACUAAAUAUACUCAAAUGUGCCAGAAAAGGUCUGAAGAAUAUAUAUGGCAGUAAGACCACCAAUUAAGAUGGAAGACAGGCAGUAUUCAUCUCUGACGGCCCCUAUGGAUUAUCUUCAGUACUGGUAUCAAACCAAUUCUCAGCAGUACCAGGCAGAGCAGGUGCCACAGUACCACCAGAUGGUUAAUGCCGCCCAAUACGCCGAGAGACCUGUGGAGGACAAAAUCAUGACUGAUCUUUCAGUGCAUCAAGAUCCAUAUCUGGAUCAACCUCAGCAGCUUCAUCAACUCUCUGCCCAACCACCAGCCCUUCCGACGACUCCAGCAAAAGGAAAGAAAAGGGGAAGGCCUCCAAAAGGUGAAGGAAAGGAGAAGACGGAAGCUGAAGAGUCUGCCAAGAAAGCGAAGAGGACGUUAAAUCGGUUCAACGGGAUGUCAGUGGAGGAAGUCAUGGCUAGAAAGCUGCCAGACGUCAUCACACAUAAUCUUGACAUGCUGAUUAUCGGCAUCAAUCCUGGACUUUUGUCAGCCUACAAGGGAAGGCAUUAUCCAAAUCCUGGGAACCACUUUUGGAAAUGCCUAUAUCUUUCUGGGCUGACUGAGGAACAGCUCAACCACAUGCAUGAUCAGACGCUUCCUGAACGGUAUGGCAUUGGUUUCACAAAUAUGGUGGAGAGGACAACACCUGGGAGUAAAGACCUAUCAAACAAAGAGAUCCGUGAAGGUGGCCACCAGCUUUUGGAAAAGCUCCAGAAGUACAGACCUUUAAUCGCUGUGUUCAAUGGAAAAUGUAUUUACGAAACAUUUUGCAAGGAGAUUUUUGGAGUAAAGGCUAAGAACUUAGAGUUCGGAUUGCAGCCUUACAAAGUGCCGGAAACAGAGACGGUUUGCUAUCUGAUGCCAUCAUCAAGCCCACGCUGUGCCCAGUUUCCUCGUGCUCAGGACAAAGUGCACUUCUUCAUCAAGUUAAAGGAGCUCAGGGAUCAAAUGAAGGGAGUGGUGAAGACUCAAGAGAUCCAAGAGACAAACUACACAUUUGAUCUGACUGUGGCCAAAGAGGAUGCCAAAAGACUGGCAAUCAAAGAAGAGCAGCAUGACCCCGGAUAUGAGGAGACCUGUGCCCAUGGAUCACAGCAGCACCCACAGCAAGCAUUUGGGGUCCAUCCUUCUCCGGACACAGACCAGGUAUCGGACAACCGGUGGACGAUGCAGCCGUUUGCAGACCAGAUUCCAGACAUCAGAUGUAGCAACAGCAACUGAAUAGCCUGAGAAAAGUAGUUAUCGCACAAAGACUGUUGUCUACACUGUAUGUACUGAGAAGGACCAACUAAACUUUUUUUUUAUUAUUGUUUUAUUUCAUAUUUGAAUGUGUUUUGCCUGUUUCCUGAAGUUGUUACCUGAAUUAUUUCAGUGUGUGAAAGCGUGAAUGACUUUCUGAUUGAGACAUUUCUUAAUUUU